AUGGAGCCUUUUCCUCCUGCUGAUCUGCUGUUCAAGGAGGCCUACUUGGGUCCGCAGGUUCAUAUCAACGAACUGCCUUUAAAUCGUCCAGGUCCCCAGAAUGCAUCGAAUCUACGACGGGCGAAUACAGUAGCCCAGGGUGGCAACAUAAUUAAACGAAAUCUAGAGCUGAAGGCGGCGCGUGAGAAAACGGCAGGCCUUCGCGCCAAGGACAGCCAUGAGAUUUUGCGACACCAGCUGCAGCGGUCCCAAACACAUCGAGGGCCACUAGAGGCGCGUCCACCCGGAAGGAAGGCCGGGCAUUUCACAGUAGGAAGCGUCGGCCAGAAUGGCAAAAUAUUCCUCAGACCGAUUGCCAAUCCGCCGCAAAAAGGCCCACAGCCCGAGCCCUUUGCCCCUGUCGAGACCGCAAACCCCAAUCUCCUUCAGCCACAGCGUCAUGCAACCGUCCGCGAGGACCCGUCCAGGUGGUCGAGCUCGCAGCUCUCAGAGUUACGCCCGCGCGAAGUUCCCCAUCCCGAGUCCGUCCUAUCCGAGUCCCCUGCCCCCGAGCUAUCGAGCCAGCACCGCGCGAGACCGAAUUCCUUCUCGACACUCUCCGAGCAGCAAUCGACCGCUGGUGCUGGGAAGCGGGGUGAGCUGCGGAUCGUGAUUGAUAGAUCGGAGGACCGGCCCAGGUCCGCAGGUGAGAAUUCAGCCCACGCGCUGGAGGUUCCUGUUCCUCGUGCUCGAUUUGGGGAGCCGCGGUUCAAUGCCGAAGGUGGUGCAAUCCUGCAGAGCUCAGUUUACUCGCGAACUCCUAUGUCGGACAACUUUCGAAACUCUACCUUGCUCGGGGGCAUGGCGGACCCCUUGCCCGGUCUGCGACAGAGUCCAUAUGCCCGUGAUUCCUUCUCGCGGCAUCGGCCAUCUUUUGCCGUGUCGAUGUUUUCGGGCACUGCUGCGAUUGAUCUGAGUCGAGCUUCGCCGAUUCCGAGGAACUCGAUGGUGUAUGAGUUGAAAGAGCCAGUUGAACCAUCUAUAUACGAAACACUGGUAUAUGAUAUGGAUGAUGGAUCCGUUGUUCGAUAUAUUCCUGGCACAAAGGAUAUCAGUGCUGCUACGCCUGCUCGAAUUGUUGCGCAAAUAUCCUCUGAAUCGUUUAUGGACUAUGAGUUGGUUUCGGACUUCUUCCUAACCUUCCGUUCAUACCUCUCCGCCUGCCACCUUUUGGCUCUUCUUCUCGCGCGGUUAGAAUGGGCGAUCAAUCGGCUACAAGACGAUGGUCGCAUUAUUCGGAUUCGAACUUUUGCGGCUUUGCGUCAUUGGAUUCUGAAUUACUUUGUUGAUGACUUCGUCACGAACUAUGAUCUCCGGACCCACUUUUGUGAUACCAUCAACGCGCUGUACCAAAACGUCAAGGCUCGCGAACAUGGCGGCACGAGUGAUCGGAAGAUUCUCAUUGAUCUCAAGCGAUGCUGGAAUGGCAAGUGCUCGGUCUAUUGGUCUUCUCCUGACUUAGCUCGUGCCUACAAUGACUCCGACGUUCCUAUUGUACCUGGAAGCGCUCAGAUCAACUUACCCAAUGCCGAUGAGUUGCACCAAAAUGUUCCCCUUCCUGGCAUGACUCCCCAUGCCGAUACUACCUUCCACGAUAGCUCUCCCCACGCCGCGGCGCAUGAUCGAAACGAUUCUGCCGCAACCGCACAAAGCAUUCCCUUCUCCACGAAAAGCGAACAAAGCGUUAUGGCACUGUCAUGCUCAUUCCCCCCCAAAUCACCGCGACGCCAGUCUAUGUUUGCUUCGAAAGGCAAGGCGCCACGCCCUGUUAUAUUGGGUGGCCUCACCAAAAUCAAAACUCAAACCCCGUCUCACGAACCGCCCAUGUCCCCAAUCUCGCCCAUGGUAACACGACACCCAUAUCACACACAUAGCCAUAAAAGAAGCGGAAGCUUCUCUGACUCGGUUCGAGAUGAUCGAUUGCCAAUGCUUGCCACGGAGCCAGACACAGGAGCUGCACUGCAGGAGAUGCUGGAUCCCGUCAGUUUAAUUCGCGGAGAACUGUAUCCCCCCGCGGAAUCAUACAUGGCAAUGAUGGCACCAGACUCGCCUCCUCUCCCUCCGCCAUCAAAAAAUACGAACCCGGAUCGUCGAAGCACGCCAGAUGUACCCAAGCCGACUGCUAACUCCGGCGUGAGGACCAUCAUUGGAUCGAUCAAGCGAGCGUUGCACACCAGAAAUGGUGGCCAGAGCGUCUCAGCUCGCAUUGCGAAUGCGUCCGAGGCUAUUUCUUUGCCGUCCCGGGGGAAGACAUCUGCAAUGCCAACCGGUAUGGCUUUUGGUUCGGAGUACUACCGCGAAAGGAAGAUGGCUGCUGUUCCCAAGCGCCCUGCUCGGAUCGACAUACUCUGUGAUCAGGUCUUGAAACAGUAUCGCCAAGCUAUGAACAAGGAUGAACCGAAAGAUACCCAGGUGCCCCCUGCGUCCGACUUCCAAAUGACGCUGCAGGAGCCUGCGUACAACGCUGCUAAUCUUUCGCCUAUGCAAACCCCCAGGGCUGAGCCGCAGCUUAAGAGUGGAAUUACCAUGGGUAGUGGGUCGAUUGUCAUUGUCGAUGAUACCGGGUUUGAACUACCAUUCACGACAGGAGCAGCACCGGAACCGACGCUCAAUCCCGAUGAUCUAGCUUCAGAGCCUGCGGCGCCGACAGAAUACGAGCCUUCAACCCAAUCCAUACCGGUGGAAGGGGAAUAUCUGCGUCCGAUUUGUUACAAUGCCGACGAACCGGGAGCAGCUAUUUCGAGCGAUCUCCCUCCUGCGCGCCCUUUCACGCCACAGAGAUCAUUCUCCACUAAACGCGGCUCUACGCCGUCGAUAAAGAAGAAUUCUCUUGCUUUACGGCUUCGAAAGUACGCAUCGUUCCAGAGCGGCGUAUCAAGACAACGCUACUCACAGAGCAGUGAGGCAGGAGAAUCGAUUGCUGGAUCAGAAGCAACGCAGGAUCAGAAUGGAAAGCACUUGGGGCCGGCUCUUCGCAGGCGGCGAGGUGGAAACCUGCGUCAAAUGCAGACUGGGGAUGAUCUCGAGGACCACCCGGCCCAUGACUCGUUUGGAUCUUGGAAUGCCUCCAUAGCGGACACUGCCCUUUCUGAGAGUGAUGUUUCUAGGCCUCCUUCCACCUUGAUCCCUCCCAACCCUCGGUUCUCGCUCAUCCAGCCUCGUUCUUCUCGGAAACUUAGACGUUCUUUUGAGUCAGUUAUUGCCAAGUUUGCGCAGAUUCCUGAUGAUGAUGAUGGUGGUGUUGAAUCUACGCUGUUGAAACUGGAGGGCAAGUGGAAUGGGCCUGGUAGUGCGAAUCGGAACUCCACGUUUGCGCAAGCUGAGGCAUCUCGAGAUGCUGGUGCGCAUCGCUCUCACCGAGAACAGGCGCUGGCCCCGCAUGGCCUUGACACUGCGAAGGCUCAAGUUGGUUGGGAUGUUCUCACUCGGAGGAGGCAGACGGACAAGUCUGCGUAUUCUACGGUUGGCGGUCAUCUGGCACCACCGAGGCCAUACUCUGACUCCGUGGCCGAGUCUGAAGAAUCCUAUAAUUCCAUCCCGCUUCUUGAAAGAGGGUUGACUGAUGAAUCCAUGAAACGACCGCCUACAAGCCAACCGGCGCACUACGAUCAGUAUGGUGCUCCGCUCAGUCUCAUUUCCAGCCGGGAUACGUCCGAUAAUGCUUCCUCGCACCCCUCGAUUCAGAUCGUGCACAAAACCGAAAGCAUGCGGCGGAUUCCUUGCGGCUCAACCGUUCCUGCGUCAGGAUUACUGGGUGACGGUCAGGUUACUCCAAAGCGCUUGUCGGCUCUUUCCUCUGAAAUGUCAGUCGAUAUCAUUGAUCCGAAUGAAGCUAUGGGUGCACGACAGUCCACCGAUACUCGCAGUCUGAGUUCAUCAACUGUCGAGAUUCCACCUCACCCCCUGGCGCACCCUCCCUCCCCGCCUAUGACUAUUCAACAUCCGGGCUCGUUCACGUCCUGCGCCUCGCCAAUGGAUAAAGUCCUGUUCCAAACUCAUCCUCUUACGCCUGAGACAUCCCCCAGGCACAAAGAUAUGACAGGCAUUGCUCAACGCCCGAUCAAUGUACAGCAGAUCUCAAGCAAUGUUUUGUUCAAUUCAGAAAACCACCAUCCCGCCCAGAACCCCAUCACCAUCCUCGCGCCGCCCGACCACGUCCCCUUUGUUCUCGCCUGCGAAUCCCAAGUCCUCGCCCACCAAUUAACCGUAAUAGAAAUGGCCGCGCUAAGCGAGAUCGACUGGCGAGACCUAGUCGAGAUGAAAUGGAGCAACGGCUCCCCACUAAUCCUAAACUGGGUCCAGUUCCUGACGACCGAAAAACGCAAAGGCAUUGACCUAGUCGUCGGCCGUUUCAACCUAAUGGUAAAAUGGAUCUUAUCCGAGAUCGUGCUGACCCGCGACGUCAACGAGCGAGCCCGCACGAUCGUCAAAUACAUCCAUACCGCCGCGCAUGCACGUCGCAUCUGCAAUUACGCCACCAUGCUCCAGAUCGCCAUCGCCCUGUCCUCAUCUGACUGCACACGCCUGCAGAAGACGUGGCAGCUUAUCCCCUUGGAGGAUAAGCGGUUGUUCAAGGAUAUGGAGUGUCUCAUCCAGCCGGUGCGCAACUUUAAUGAUUUGCGCGUCGAGAUGGAGACAGCCAAUUUGCAGGAAGGAUGCAUUCCUUUUAUCGGUCUAUAUGUGCACGACCUUACCUAUAACGCUCAGAAACCCGCCCAGAUCAGCAGUAGUGACGGUGGUCUACUGGUCAACUUCGAGCGGUAUCGCACUGCUGCUCGCAUCGUUAAAAGCUUGCUUCGUCUCAUUGACGCCAGCACGAAAUACCGCUUCCAGCCCGUGCAGGGUAUCAUCGAGCGAUGCUUGUGGAUUGGAUCUCUCCCCGAGGAGGAGAUCCAAGCUCGCAGCAAGGCACUUGAAUAA
Molecule: messenger RNA, 4959 nt
Organism: Penicillium arizonense
Lineage: Eukaryota; Fungi; Ascomycota; Eurotiomycetes; Eurotiales; Aspergillaceae
Product: mitotic regulator LTE1
Exons: 2
Coding region: 1-4959 (1652 amino acids)
Biological process (GO): Ras protein signal transduction; positive regulation of GTPase activity
Cellular component (GO): plasma membrane
Molecular function (GO): guanyl-nucleotide exchange factor activity
Source: RefSeq, a predicted model, not a curated record